UCAAAUGUUGUUUUAUGUGUGAGAGAGAAUACUGAAGACAUCAAAACGGCAUCGUGUUAAGCUGAUUAGUGGGCUUGUUUUUAACAAAGUCAGCGGUGUGAUAGAGAAAGUGAGAGAUGUCGACGGCGUCGUUCAGGUGGAUUUUGCAGCUACACAAAGAUGUACCAAAAGCUGCUCGCUUCUACGCGCAAGGUCUCGAUUUCUCCGUCAAUGUCGUUACUUUACGUUGGGCUGAGCUUCAGUCUGGUCCUCUCAAGCUAGCUCUUAUGCAAUCUCCCAGUGACCAUGUGGUGAGUGAGAAGGGAUAUUCUUCGCUACUAUCGUUCACUGUGACUGACAUUAAUACAUCAAUCUCCAAACUUAUGGAGUUAGGUGCCGAACUCGAUGGCUCUAUCAAAUACGAAGUCCAUGGCAAGGUUGCAUCUGUGAGAUGUCUCGACGGUCAUGUGCUCGGCCUCUAUGAACCUUCUUAGAUUUUAUUAAUUCAUGAGUUUACUUUGUUACGGAUGAUUUCCUAUUGGGACCGCCGAUCAAUAAACUAGAUGGUUGAUAUGAA
Brassica napus (rape) is the source of this 556-nucleotide messenger RNA. RefSeq lists its product as uncharacterized. NCBI's taxonomy places the organism in Eukaryota, Viridiplantae, Streptophyta, Magnoliopsida, Brassicales, Brassicaceae. Bases 117 to 473 code for a protein of 118 amino acids. The record is from RefSeq and is a predicted model, not a curated record. The transcript is spliced from 3 exons.